AUGGAGUUCAACUUCAACACUAUGGUAAAGCACGUGGAUCACGACAAACAGCUCAACCAAACCGAGCUCCUGCGGCUGGCUCUCGACCGAAGUAGGAAGAGGCUGCAAUGGCUCCAAGCAGCCGCCACGAAUAUUAACGUUAAAGCCCCCAUUCGCUAUAGUGGCCAUAACGAGUAUUUAGCAUAUCUCUCCAUCGGCACUCCGCCGGUACCUUUCCCGGCCUUCCUCGCCACGGCCAGCGACCUCACGUGGACCCAAUGCGCACCCUGCGUCGAGUGCUCCGAUCAACCGACUCCCUUAUUCGCCCCUGCGAAUUCCACCUCGUACACCGCGUUAAAAUGCCCGGAUACGAGAUGCAGGGAUUGCAGUAAGCAGCGGCCCGGCAGCCAGUGCAUGUUCGACAUGACGUACGACGACAACAGCGAGUCUGAAGGCGACCUGGCCACCGAGACCCUUUGGUUCGGGGACAAAAAGGUCCUCGGAGUCCAAUUUGGCUGCGCAUAUUACACUGUCGGAAAUGUACUAUGUGGAGGCGCGGGGAGCUUGGGCCUGGGCCGAGGGGAAGACAGCUUCAUCUCCCAGCUCGAUGUGAGCGCGUUCUCCCACUGUCUGCCCACGUACGGCACCAACAACACCGGCAGUCUCUUAAUGGGCCGUGGGGCCCACGCGCCCCGCGGCGCGCGCACCACGCCCCUCAUCAGGAACCCACGCGAUCCCUUCACCUCCCUUUACUACCUCAGCCUCAAGGGGAUCACCAUCAAUAAGGUAUCCGUGCCCAUCAACUCCACCGCGUUCGGCUUCCAAAACGAUGGGUCGGGGGGCAUGGUCAUCGACUCGGGGACACUGCUCACGUAUCUCGAGAGUAGCACUUUCGAGGCCGUCGGGCAGGAACUCGCCCGCCAAAUCGGACUUCCAAGGAAAUAUGUGGCUACAUAUGACUACUGCUUCAACCUCCCGAGCAGGAAAAUUGUUAAUAAGUUCCCCAAGUUCGUGUUUCAAUUCGAUGGGGCUGCCUUGGAGUUGCCGUAUAAGAAUUACUUAAUGUUUGACGAGGAGAAUGGGCUUGUGUGCUUGGCCAUGUUGGGUAAUGAUGGCAUGGACUUCAACAUUUUCGGCAGUUAUCAGCAGCAAAACACAUUGGUGGUCUAUGAUAUCGCUAACAGCAAACUAUCAUUUGCGCCAAAAAAACAGUGUGGUGACAAAGUGUGA
Messenger RNA from Striga asiatica, 1209 nucleotides. Lineage: Eukaryota; Viridiplantae; Streptophyta; Magnoliopsida; Lamiales; Orobanchaceae. The record is from the annotation of a GenBank genome assembly.